Messenger RNA from Laetiporus sulphureus 93-53, 468 nucleotides. RefSeq lists its product as uncharacterized. The record is from RefSeq and is a predicted model, not a curated record. Bases 1 to 468 code for a protein of 155 amino acids. The transcript is spliced from 5 exons. NCBI's taxonomy places the organism in Eukaryota, Fungi, Basidiomycota, Agaricomycetes, Polyporales, Laetiporaceae.
AUGCCCUCACAAAUCCCCGGCGCAGCGCCGCAGCCCGUCAGGACCCAGUCAGGCAGCUUCAAGACGAUGUUCGCUGGAAUGGCGAUCGUCACGACGGGCCUCAUCGCCUUCUACUUUGCCCAGUUCCGCGUUCAGGGCAAACGGAACCCGAACGAGGUGAAGAACCUCACCGAGGUGCCCAGCUGGCAAUUGCGCCACGCACAGCAGCAGCCUGGAGCAGCCCCCGAACUGCCCAAAGGCAAUUCGAACCUCCGCACGCGCAGCACGCCCGAUUAUGAGCCCAAGCCGUCGAGCGUCCCGCUCCCCGGUGCCUCGGGAGAUACGGGCGGCAUCGCCGCGAGCGUUUUGACUGCCGUCAAUGGCACGGGCUCGGAGGAGACGCAGGCCGACCCGAGGCACGUCGCGGCGCCGUCGCCGCCGCGUAGGCUGAAUGAUAGGGGGAUGAUUUAUACGAAGAACUCGGACUAA